Dentiscutata erythropus is the source of this 1119-nucleotide messenger RNA. NCBI's taxonomy places the organism in Eukaryota, Fungi, Glomeromycota, Glomeromycetes, Diversisporales, Gigasporaceae. The record is from the annotation of a GenBank genome assembly.
AUGGAUCCUAAUUGUACCACUUCGCAAGAAAUUACUAGUUACGACAGCCAAACUUCAGAGAACGUGAUUCUAGACUCACAAGCCAACGAACCUUUACAAUCUUUAACAGCUAUUGUCUUGCCUCCAAAUUAUCUACCUACCAAAAGUCAAGAAAAAAAAAGUUCUACCACACAAAAUCAAGAUACUAAUGAUAGCACCUCAUAUAAACCUGGCGGAUUGCUAAAUCAUAAGUAUCCGCUUCAUGUACUGCCGGACGAUUUAAAUCAAAACGUCUAUAAACAUAGCCUAUUAUAUAAUACAUUACUUGAUGGUUAUUACGAGAAUGGAGUUAUCGAUAAUAAUACAUAUCAACAUGGCAUGAAGGAGCACUUCGAUUCGAUAAUAUUUAUUACAAGAUCGAAUAUGAUUGGAAAAAGUAUUACUAUCUCUACCAUAUUUUUGAAAUUACAACAUGUUAUUUUUAAUUAUGAUGCGAUUGUGGAAUGGUCAAUCUCCUCCUUACCAACAAAAAGUAAUGUCAAUCCUAUUUACCAAACGAUUGAGUUCGCACCAAAUACUCAUAUAGUUGGUAAUAUAGUUGAUAAUAUAGUGGAUGCAACAUCAUUUGUAAAGGGUGAAUAUGGUUUCACCUUGAGGGCCCGUUUGAGAGGUGGAAAUAGUUCUCGUAUCUCCUGGCAGUGGACUCAGCUUUUUCGAUGUAGCAUAAAAGACACUCAUGGUCUUUCUUUAGAUGAGGAUUGUGGGCUGGAUGUAAAAGUGGAGCUAGUCCCGGAUAUAAUCUGUGAUCCACUUCCUGAAGUAAAAUAUGAUUUUGCUUUAAAUGAUAGAAUUACUAGUGAUUUUAUUAUCUAUUUGGAAAUAAAUGAAGUAAAUGAGAGUGAAGAUAACUCCACCCAGCAAAUGUUAAAGUUCUAUGUUCAUUCUAGCACCCUCACGGCAAGAUCUGAUUAUUUCAGAGCAUUAAUGGAUUCGCACAUGAUAGAAUCUAAUGAAAGAUCGCUUGUUCUUACUGAUAUCACACAAAAUUCAUUGGAAAUUCUACUUAUACUGGCUUCCUACCUAAUAUCACAAUAUAUGAUAAGUGGGUUGAAUUACUUUAUGAUGCCUCAAGGUUCUUGA